AUCCUCCACUGUGCAACAUUGUCUCCGCGUCCGCGAGGAAGAUCUCUCCAGCGUGGCACCGUCUUCAGACAAGACUAGUAGACGAAUGGGCAGCCUUUAGCGGAUGAAGGCUUGAUUUUGAACGAAUUAUACACAUAGAGACCUCGUAUGCAACACGCUUGAGGAUUUACGGAUCCAUAUCAGAGAAAAAAUAGUGGGAUUUUGGUUCAUUUGUCGAAGGGCCCGGAUACAGCUUGAUACAGAUAGAGGGAUUCAACUCAGGUCUUUUCGUCCUGACAUGGACACAGGAAUUGUACCAGAAAAGAAAAGGGUGAGCUCGGAGCGUAGGAAGGAGAAGUCCAGGGAUGCAGCGCGAUGCCGGCGUGGGAAGGAGUCGGAGGUGUUCUACGAGCUGGCCCAGGAGCUGCCUCUGCCCCACAGCGUCAGCUCCAGUCUGGACAAGGCGUCAAUAAUGAGGCUCACCAUCAGCUACCUGCGCAUGAGAAAACUGCUCGGCACUGAUAAGCCAAUGGCAGAGGAAGAAACAGAGCUGGAUGUCCUACUCAACAGCUCCUACCUAAAGGCCCUGGAAGGCUUCCUUAUGGUGCUGUCUGAAGAUGGAGAUAUGAUCUAUCUCUCCGAGAAUGUCAACAAGUGCCUCGGGCUGGCACAGUUUGACCUGACUGGACACAGCGUGUUUGACUACAUACAUCCCUGUGACCAGGAGGAGCUGAGGGAGAUGCUGGUCCACAAAACUGGCUCCAAAAAGACCAAGGAACCAAACACAGAGCGCAGCUUCUUCCUCCGAAUGAAAUGCACUCUCACAAGCAGGGGCCGCACCGUCAAUGUCAAAUCAGCUACAUGGAAGGUGCUCCACUGCUCAGGUCAUGUUCGUGUAUAUUACAGCCACACUGAGCAGACUCCCAACGGGCAAAAGGAGCCACCUAUUCCAUACCUGGUUUUGAUCUGUGACCCCAUCCAACACCCCUCCAACAUUGAGGUCCCUCUGGACACCAAAACCUUCCUCAGCCGCCAUACAAUGGACAUGAAGUUCACAUAUUGUGACGAGAGGAUCACUGAGCUCAUGGGUUAUAAUCCAGAGGACCUGUUGAAUCGUUCUGUGUAUGAGUACUAUCAUGCUCUGGACUCGGACCAUCUUACCAAGACUCAUCACAACUUGUUUGCAAAGGGCCAGGUCAGCACAGGCCAGUACCGGAUGUUGGCCAAGAGAGGAGGCUUUGUGUGGGUGGAAACCCAAGCCACUGUCAUCUACAAUAACAAGAACUCCCAGCCACAGUGCGUUGUCUGUGUCAACUUUGUGCUCAGUGGCAUCCAGGAGGAAAAACUGAUCUUGUCUUUGGAGCAGACUGAGGACGUAAAGCCAGUGAAGGAGGAGGAGGAGCAGGAGGAAGAAAAGGAUGUAGUCGAGAGCAGCCCGUCCGAAAUGUCUCCAAUCCUGCUGAAGGAGGAGGAGAAGGGCCCAAAGGUGAAUGUGUUCAAACUGUUGACUGAUAUGGUAAAGACCCAGCCGCUGGCUAGCCUCUAUGACCAGCUGAAGGAAGUGCCUGAGGCUCUCACCCUGCUGGCCCCAGCUGCUGGAGACACAAUCAUCUCCCUGGACUUCAGCUGCCCUGAUUCAGAGAUCCAGCUGCUGAAGGAUGUCCCUCUCUACAACGAUGUAAUGCUUCCCUCCACGAGUGACAAGCUGGCUCUGCCUCUUUCCCCUCUGCCGCCCAGCGAGCCUCUCCAUGUCACCACCACCACCACCACAACCUCUGAGGAUACAAAAGACGGGGACUAUGCUCCAGCCCCAUCCACUACACCAACCAGUUCCGCAGAGGCUGAGAGUCCGCUGGAGUUUUGUUUCCCCAUGGACUCCGAAAUGAGCUCAGAUUUCAAACUGGACUUGGUGGAGAAGCUGUUUGCCAUUGAUACAGAGCCCAAGACCCCCUUCACCACACAGGCGAUGGACGACUUGGACCUGGAGAUGUUGGCUCCCUACAUCCCCAUGGACGACGACUUCCAGCUGCGCUGUCUGACCCCAGAGGAGCCUCUGUCUUGUGGACCAGUCAAAUCCCUUCAGAGUUCUCCAAUCCACAUCACACAGGACAUCCACAGCUAUCCCAGCUCCCCAUUCAUCUCACCAGGCAGUCGCACAGCUUCCCCAGCACCGCCUGAGCCAGUAAACGCCCUUCAUCUUGCCACCAUCUUUGCUAAGAGCACCCCGGACAACACAGUGUCGCUCAGGACCCAGGCAGCUCAGAGCACACAGCGCAAAAGAAAACUGGGUGACAUAAAAGAGAUGAUUGGACAGGAAACUCUGCCUCAGGAACAACUGAAGCAGGGCAAAAAGCUGAAGGCCUCCGAGUCGGGAACAACCAGGACCAUACUUCUGUUGCCUUCAGAUAUGGUGAGUCGUCUGCUGGGCACCACGUCGGAGAGCACCGGCACCCUCUUCACGCUGCCGCAGCUCACCCGCGACGACUGCGAGGUCAACGCCCCCUUACAGGGUCGUCAGUAUCUGCUGCAGGGGGAGGAGCUGAUGCGUGCUCUGGACCACAUCAACUGAGUGAAUGCUUAGCCUGCUCACUGCUGAACUAGACUGGACACUACAAUUUCUCCCCUACAUUGUCACUCCCUCUCCCCUUCCCCCACCCCAAACCCACCUAACCGUACCCCACUGCCCUUUAUUUAUGUAUCUACGAAUUUGACUAGUUUGGCUGCUGUUUGUGCACAUCAUGAUAUCUGCAGCAUUCCACCGUGACAAACACCAUAGCAGCAUCUGAAUUUUGGUGCAAGGGAUUCAGGCAUCAUAAGAUGUCCAAUUGUUGUUUUUUUCCUUUUUCUCUCUCUCUUCCGGGGAGUCUCUCAGCACACAGCGCCUCGACAGAUGACCCUUUUCCAGCAGGUCACCACAGAACCUGGCGCUACUGCCAGCAGUGUAUUGUAAGCUUCAGUCGCACAAUUUAUAUUUUCUUAAAACGAAAAAUAUUACCAGCAAUAUAUAUUAAGCCUUUUUAAAGUCAUUUUAAUGGGAUUUGAACAAUUUUAUUUUUCCUCCCAUACUUGUAUGUUGUAGUACUUGUACCUAACAAGAUGUCUUUAGUCCAGAAGUAUGAACAUGUUGUUUAAACCGUAGAUGGUUUGAAUGUUAUCUCCAUUUAAUGGCUCAGUCUUUGAGGUAAAUGCAUUUAAUUGUGUAGCAGUCCAGUACAUGUCACUUUAUUACUUUACUGUAAGUGUGUGUUACUGUACAUAUACCAGGGAAAAUUUAACUUACUCAGUAUGGCUUCACAGCUUUGACUCUUUACUCUCAAAUGAAAUCUGUGAGUAACUUUUGUUUGUGUCUCAUCAUGGAAGAUUGGCAUUUUUCUCAACAUGUAGUGAAUUCAUGUUUUUGGUUUUUACUGCACGCAACAUACCCAUGAGUGGAAUCUCACCAAAUUCAUAUUUUACUUGUGAUCAUUAUCAUCAUAGCAGCAUCCGUGAGUUGUCAAACUUGUUUGCUCAAUUAAUGGUAGUCAGUUUAAUAACAUUAAUCCAUGCCAUAUUGUUGGGUCUCUUAUGCUUCCUUGUUGCGUCUCUUAUGCUUGUUGCUGUUUAACAUUAAAUAGCUUUAAUAAAGUA
Molecule: messenger RNA, 3606 nt
Organism: Micropterus salmoides (largemouth bass)
Lineage: Eukaryota; Metazoa; Chordata; Actinopteri; Centrarchiformes; Centrarchidae
Gene: hif1aa
Product: hypoxia inducible factor 1 subunit alpha a
Exons: 15
Coding region: 278-2548 (756 amino acids)
Biological process (GO): regulation of transcription by RNA polymerase II; cellular response to hypoxia
Cellular component (GO): cytoplasm; transcription regulator complex; nucleus
Molecular function (GO): protein dimerization activity; RNA polymerase II transcription regulatory region sequence-specific DNA binding; DNA-binding transcription factor activity, RNA polymerase II-specific
Source: RefSeq, a predicted model, not a curated record